Molecule: messenger RNA, 3547 nt
Organism: Myxocyprinus asiaticus (Chinese sucker)
Lineage: Eukaryota; Metazoa; Chordata; Actinopteri; Cypriniformes; Catostomidae
Gene: sbk3
Product: SH3 domain binding kinase family, member 3
Exons: 4
Coding region: 373-1509 (378 amino acids)
Biological process (GO): peptidyl-threonine phosphorylation; peptidyl-serine phosphorylation
Molecular function (GO): protein serine/threonine kinase activity; ATP binding
Source: RefSeq, a predicted model, not a curated record
GAGAGAGAGAGAGACAGACAGAGAAAGAAAGAGAGAGAGAGAGAGAGAGAGAGAGAGAGAGAGAGAGAGAGAUAGAGCAGAGGAAGGUGCUGGGCUUGGGUGAAGGUUGUUAUACUCAUUGAGGAUCAAGAGAGAGAGAGUAGAAAUAUAAAACCCCACAAACAAGGAUCAGGAACUAAUGCUCACACACUUGCACUGUAACAUAUCUGAUUAACUGCUACAGAUUCCUAAACAAUUGUCAAUUUCAGUUGUAUGUUGAUAACAAGCAAACAACAGUUAUAAUCGGUGAUCAGUCCUGUAAAGAUGGAAAAGAGAGAGUGAAAAGAGAGAAACAGACUAUUUCCAAGACUUCCUGAGAUACCUUUCAGCGCUAUGACUGCUGCAGCUCAAGAACUAGAUGAACUGUGCUACCUCACAGCCCAGUCAAUUACAUCAUUGGUGACAUCAGAACACUUCAAACUAAUAAAGAAGCUGGGUGAGGGAUCAUACGGCAGGGUGAUGCUGGCUGUGCAUAAAAAGAGAGGUACCCCAAUGGCUCUGAAGUUCUUCCCUCGCCGCUCCACAACUCUCCACGCCUUCCUGCGGGAAUACAAUCUCUCCCUCUCUUGUUGCACACACCCCUCUCUGACGCGGGCCUUGGGUAUCUUCUUCUCCACGCCUGUUCACUAUGUCUUCGCCCAGGAGGCUGGUCUCUAUGGCGACCUGUAUGAUGUAAUCGUGUCAGAGGAGAGGGUGAGCGAGGAGUGUGCCCAACGUGUGAUGUCCCAGUUGAGUGGUGCUGUGUCACACCUCCAUUCUCUGGGCUUUGUGCACCGUGAUAUCAAACCAGAGAACGUGUUCUUGUGUGACCGUGUUUGUCGCUGGGUCAAACUGGGCGACUUUGGUUUGGCAAGGGCUCAGGGGACUCAGGUCCGUGCUGUGUGGUACAACUCCCCUUUCUGUGUGCCCGAGGUGGAAGGUGCCAAAAGAGUGAGUGAGACAGAGGAGGAAGAAGAUAUAUGGAUGUCUGUGGAGCCCAGUUUGGAUACUUGGGCCUUGGGGAUCCUUAUAUACUGCCUACUGACUGGCUGCUUCCCCUGGGAAGAGAGCACUUCUAAAGACCCAUCCUACUGCAAGUACAGAGACUGGUUCAAUCGAACAAGUGAGCGAGAGGAGAGGGCCAGGGGACAGAAUGUACUGAGGGAGGGAGAGAAUUUUGAGAAGCAAGCAGAGGACAUCAUGAGUCUGGUGGAGAAAGGAAACAGUGAGGAGGCUGAAUUAGAGUUGCCCGCUCAUUUUGAUACUUUAAGCUCUCUAGUCCUCACCCUGCUGAGGCAGCUGCUGCACCCACUCCCCUGGCUCCGUCCUGGGCCUGAUGAGAUCCUGUCUUACCUCGGGGGACCUUGGUUACUGAAAACAGAGAAAGAGGAGAUGAUGAGGGAGUGGGAAGCGCAAGAGGAGGAGAAGAAGUUGCGAGAGAGAAGAGGGGUGGAAGGAGAAAAAGAAAGAUUGGGAAGGAGGGAGAGAUAAAUUUCAGACAGAAUCUUUUAUAUAUAGAGAGAGUUUUAUAUAGUGUUUAUAUUUUGGAAUUGUCUAAAGGCACAUUAUUUUCUGGAAUUUUCCAAGCUGCAUAAAGGCACAGUUAACUUGUAUGUAAACUUCUGACCCACUGGAAUUGUGAUAUAGUCAUUUAAAAGUGAAACAAUCUGUCUGUAAACAAUUGUUGGAAAAAUUACUCAUGUCAUUCACAAAGUAGAUGUCUGAUACGACUUGCCAAAACUAUAGUUUGCUAAUGUGAAAUCUGUGGAGUGGUUAAAAAAUGAGUUUCAAAACAAAGUGUAUGUAAACUUCUGACUUCAACUGUAUAUAUACUGUUCAAUAUUAAGACAAAGUAUUUGGACACGUUCUGGUUGUCGAACCAAAAGUUAGCUCUAAGAAAAAGCCUAAUUCUUUGUAGAUGCCACUUGGUUUGAUAUUUCUGAUCUAAUGAAAUGUCCAAUUAAAAUUUCCAAUGAAAUUCAUAAAUUUUUCAUACAAGUGUCUUGUACAAGUGUGUCCAAAUACUUUUUGAGGCCACUGUAAUUGAACAUUUCUCAUAUUCUGCUGGUAAUACUGAAUAUUGUAAUGCCCAGAAUUCUUCACAGGUGCAAUGCCAUAUUCUCUCUAAAAAUGCAGAGAGUCAAAUAGGUAGAUGAGAUGAAUGUAGAUAUUAAUGCUCAUCAGAUGUGAAUGGAAUUCACAAAUAUUGUGUCUCUACCUCAAACAAACUGUUAUAAUGUAUAUAGAAAUGCACUUUAAAAGGUGUAAUAAACUUGUUUAUGUUUUGGUGACAUAUUUACUCUUGACUCUGUUAUACUAUAUGUAAUUCUCAAGUUACAAAAUCAGCAUCCUCAUGUGUACAUCAAAACGUGUUAAGGAACUGUGACUUUCUUCAUUACAGCACUUGACAUGAUCAGAACACUGAGCUGAUGUAUUGCAAGGCUUACUAAAAUAGCAUUCCACUCUAAAUAGGACAAGAGUAAUAUGAAAUGUUAAACAAACACAGGUACAAUGGGGGGUGUCAGGUUAAUGUUGUUUUGGGAUUCAGUGGAUCAAUUUAAAUAUGUGAGGUGGAGUCCAACUUUCCAGCUGCUGUCACACAAAUCAAACCUCAAUGACUCUAGUUAGUUCUGAACUCUCUGUGGUCUUGUGUAGCCAAACGUUUGACUUGCAGCAUAAAGUCUGGUCCUCAUUGCAGCUUAUUAAAACAAACCGACCGACCGACUGAUCAGACUGUCAGACUGUCAUUCUCUUUCCCAGAAAAUCACCAUCACUAUGCUUUAUACACAGAGCAACACACCCAGAAAGUGACACUUUACAGUAUUUAGUGGACAAACACCAGCUAAAUUCAUCGAUUCAGGCAGCCAAAACUUAUACAAGCAAAAAACACAACCAAAGAAGAAUACCUCCAUUAUUGGCAAAGCAAAAAAAAAAAAAAAAAAAAAAAAAAAAAAAAAUUGAACUGCUUAAAAACAAAAUAAUAAAAAAAAUAAGACAAUAACAUUUCUAUUAGGCUAAGCGCCUCAAACAAAACUCUGAGUAUCUUUCAAUGAUUUGAUCAGUGUUGGUGAAGCUACUUUGAAACUGUAGCUUCCCCAUCAUUUAUGUGAACUAGUUCAUUAACAUGAACUGUCCAAACAAACCGACUUGCUAAAAUGAAUUGGAGUUCCCAACACUAAAUAUAAUUGAAUCAUUUAUUGUAACCAGAAGAACCAGCUCAUUUUAAUGACUGUUUUUCCUGGCACUGAAUGAGAGAGAGGACAGUUUAGAUGAGCAUGAUAAAUUACUCCCUUGGCUCCAUUGCUGCGUUCGCAAUACAAUCUGACAAAUGUAGUGUUUUGUGACACUACAGUGGUGUAGCAGCUACACCAAUACAUGUUGGAAAAUGAAGCAGCUACAUCAGAACACGUUGGAAAAUAUAGCUUGUUAUUGGAAAAGCAACACUUCUUAAAAAAUAGCUGUGCUACUGUCAUGCUACAUGCUAAGUGUCACUACUUUUAGUUAGUUAUUCCUCAAAACUGGAUUUGAU